UUUCUCUCUACCAACAAAAAUGUAAAAUCGUUAUGUUGACUCCUGUGUCUGUAUUGGCUGUCAUUCCUGCACGUUUUGGCUCUACUCGAUUUCCUGGAAAGCCUUUAGCACUAUUGCGUAGUGUUCCUAUCAUAGUUUGGGUACAUCGUGCGGUGAAAAGAGCAAAACUGGUAGAUCGUGUAUUGGUUGCUACUGAUAACACUGACAUAGCGAACGAAAUAAGAAAGCAAGGUGGACUAGCAUAUUUGACGAGUCCUCACUGUAGUUGUGGGACUAUUAGAGUGGUUGAGGCUGUAAAACUAUUUUAUGAACGAGAACCUCAAGAUUGGAAUCGCUUAAGUGUUAUAGUCAACGUACAAGGAGAUGAACCAGCGGUCAAUCCUGAGCAUAUUGAUAUCGCUAUAGAGUCGUUAUUAAAGGAUAAAGAUGAAACAAACCUUCAAGUGAGUACCCUUGCUACUCCAAUUCAGUCAAUAGAAGAAUGGAGCAAUCCAAAUCAUGUCAAGGUAGUUUGCAACUCCAAACAUGAAGCCAUGUAUUUCUCAAGAUCACCUAUUCCUUAUAAAGAUGCCAACAUUGCCUUUCCUCAUCCAUUUUAUUUAAGACAUGUGGGAAUCUACGCAUUUCGAAAAUCCUUUUUAGAAAUGAUGCCUCAACUCUCUACCAGUCCUUUAGAAGCUUUGGAGAGAUUGGAACAACUGACUUGGUUAUAUCACCAAAAGAAAAUAUUGGUAAACGUGGUUCAACAUGCUUGGAGAGGUAUCGAUAGACCUGAAGAUUUGAUAUUUCUUGAAAAACAUUUGCCUAUUCAAAGGAACCAAGAAUAACGGGUAUUAUUCAUUAUUGAGUAACUUGUGUUUGCAUCAAAGUCUCGUAAUAAGCCAAAUAUUCAUCCGUAGUCAUUUCCUUUAAAUGUGAUUCCUUCACAUCUUUCAAUGCAAUCAGUUGACCUCGUACUUGUACCAUUACUUCACCAUUUUGUACUAAAAUAUCGCAAGACUUGGUAGACUCUUUUUCUUGGUCAAAUAAACUAUUCUCUAAAGUUUCCUCGAAUAACAAUGUUUCCGAUUCUUGUGAAGAAAACCAUUCGCUUUCCU
Molecule: messenger RNA, 1097 nt
Organism: Galdieria sulphuraria
Lineage: Eukaryota; Rhodophyta; Bangiophyceae; Galdieriales; Galdieriaceae
Product: 3-deoxy-manno-octulosonate cytidylyltransferase (CMP-KDO synthetase)
Exons: 2
Coding region: 33-827 (264 amino acids)
Cellular component (GO): cytosol
Molecular function (GO): 3-deoxy-manno-octulosonate cytidylyltransferase activity
Source: RefSeq, a predicted model, not a curated record